AUGUCUGGCACUGGCUGUACUGUGACAGCGGCGCGGCUCCGCUCUCAGCGCGUACGCGGAAACCCUGGCAACGGCAGCGCGGAGACGAGCCCAGGGGGUAGGGCAUCAGACUUUCAAGAGCGCAACAAUGAGUCAAAAUCCGAGUCUUUCGAGUUCAAAUCUUCCAGUGCAAACAGUGACCAAAACUCCAGUCUUCCAUCCCCGGCACAUGUCUCCCCCAGCAGCCAACAGUUGCCAAGCUGUUCCAGAGCUUUGUUCUGCUGCCAGCUCAGCAAUAGCCCUGGUGCCUGUCUGCGCGAGGUCAGGAUGUCGAAAAGCAAAUCUUCAUGCACCAGGAGAGAAGAUAUCCAGCGCCUGUUUGACACCUAUGCCUCAGGCUCGGUGUUUCUGUCUGUGUCUGGUCUCCUCCAGUUCCUCCACCAGCAACAAAUGGAGCUGGCCGCCAACGAAGCCCAAGCAGAGGCCCUCAUAGACCUGUAUGAGAUCAAUAAGAAUGCCAACAGAAGCAUGUCAUUCGAGGGCUUCCUGCGGUUCAUGGAGUCCAAAGACUGCAGCAUCUUUAACCAGGCCCACUGUCAGGUGUACCAGGACAUGAACCAGCCGCUCACCAGCUACUUCAUUUCCAGCUCCCACAACACCUACCUGACCGGAGACCAGCUCGUGGGACAAAGUGACCUGCACGCCUACGUCAUUGCUCUGAGAAAAGGCUGCCGCUGCCUGGAGAUUGACUGCUGGGAUGGGCCUGAGCUGGAGCCGGUUGUGUACCACGGCCACACCCUGACCACCAAGAUCCUGUUCAAGGAUGUCAUCAGCACCAUCGAGCAGCAUGCCUUUGAGGUAUCUGCUUAUCCCGUCAUCCUCUCGCUGGAGAACCACUGUUGCAGGAGGCAGCAGGAGGUCAUGGCCCACUACCUAGUGUGCAUUCUGGGGGACAAACUACUGAAAGCUCCCCUGAACCAUCCCACCACUGGAGAUUUACCCAGUCCAGAUGACCUGAAGUAUAAGAUCCUCAUAAAGAAUAAGAAGCUGAAGCAUAGCAGGAGUGAGGAAGUCACAGAGACAGACACAGAGGACAGUGCAGAGGAGGAGGAGGAGGAUGAAGACGAGCUAGACACAGAUGAUGAGGGAGAGGAAGGCAAAAAGCUCAAGAACAAAGUCAAGUUCUGGUCCUGGAGACCAGCACAGAGAGAGCACAUGAAGGAAAAGAGGAAGAAGGUAGUGGCUGAGGCUCUGUCUGAUCUGGUCAUCUACACCAGAUCAGUAAAGUUCAUCAGCUUCAGUUACUCCAGAGACAACCAAAACAGCUAUGAAAACACCUCCCUGUCUGAGAAGAAGGCCAGCAAGCUGGUCAAGUCUGCAGGUGUAGACUUUGUUCGUCACAAUCAGAGGUUCCUGAGCAGGAUCUACCCCGCAGGCUCACGCACCGACUCCUCCAACUACAACCCACAGAAGUUCUGGAACGUUGGCGCACAGCUCGUGGCCCUUAAUUUCCAGUCAUCAGACGUGGCCAUCGACCUCAAUGAUGGCCGUUUCCUGGACAACGGAGGUUGUGGGUACGUCUUGAAACCAGACGUGCUCAUGUCAAUGAAAAGAUUUGAUCCAGGAUGGGGACAUCAUGGCAUGGCAAAUGUGAUUAUAAAGGUGAUCAGUGGGUCUAACUUACCUGUGACUGGUGGGAAGGCCAUGGAUCCCUUUGUCAAAGUGAAGAUCUAUGGAGUGGCCUGUGAUGUCGGCAAGGGGAAAACACAGAUCAUCAGAAACAACUCCUUGAGUCCGUACUGGGGAACAGUCAUGACUUUUAAAAUCACCAUCCCAGAGCUGAGCCUGGUGCGCUUCUGUGUGCGGGACCGGACCGGCCUCUUCAGCAGCGAGUUUGUGGGCCAGUACACCCUGCCCUUCCUCAGCAUGAAGAAAGGGUACCGCUGGGUGCCCCUCCGAGACCAGAAUGGGUGUAGCUUGGAUCCAGCCUCUCUUUUUGUUCAUGUAUGGUAUCCAUAA
This is a messenger RNA of Periophthalmus magnuspinnatus, 1998 nucleotides long. RefSeq names its product 1-phosphatidylinositol 4,5-bisphosphate phosphodiesterase zeta-1-like. Gene Ontology annotation, biological process: lipid metabolic process; positive regulation of cytosolic calcium ion concentration involved in egg activation; intracellular signal transduction. The coding region runs from base 1 to 1998 and encodes 665 amino acids. Lineage: Eukaryota; Metazoa; Chordata; Actinopteri; Gobiiformes; Gobiidae. The record is from RefSeq and is a predicted model, not a curated record. Gene Ontology annotation, cellular component: nucleus. The transcript is spliced from 14 exons. Gene Ontology annotation, molecular function: phosphatidylinositol-4,5-bisphosphate phospholipase C activity.